This is a messenger RNA of Apodemus sylvaticus (European woodmouse), 1529 nucleotides long. RefSeq names its product solute carrier family 35 member B1 (gene Slc35b1). Gene Ontology annotation, biological process: UDP-galactose transmembrane transport. Lineage: Eukaryota; Metazoa; Chordata; Mammalia; Rodentia; Muridae. The record is from RefSeq and is a predicted model, not a curated record. Gene Ontology annotation, cellular component: Golgi membrane; endoplasmic reticulum membrane. The transcript has 9 exons. Gene Ontology annotation, molecular function: UDP-glucose transmembrane transporter activity; UDP-galactose transmembrane transporter activity. Bases 212 to 1288 code for a protein of 358 amino acids.
UUGCCUGAUCGGAAAAUCUAAAGGAUGAGACAAUAAUCUCGAUAUGGCUGGCUUUCCUGGACACCAGGAAUGGAGCCAAGGUCUUAAAUCCUGCCUUCUUCCCUAGAACGCUCCUGUCGGGGCGGGAGACAUCUCCCUCUCGGAAGCUCUGAGCUGGCAUAUCUGGAGGUAGCUGCUCCGGCCUACGAGCCGGCGGUCGCACGCAGCUCCUAUGAGGUCCCUGCCGCCGGCCGGCGAUGUCCGCCUGGAGCUUUCGCCUUCGCCGCCGGUACCGCUACCUACUCUGAACGGAUCUUCGGCCGACUCGUCCGUGCGUCUCAUGGCCGCUAGCAGAUCCCUGGUGCCUGAUCGGCUGCGCCUGCCGCUCUGCUUUUUGGGUGUCUUUGUCUGCUAUUUCUACUAUGGGAUCCUGCAGGAGAAGAUCACAAGAGGAAAGUAUGGAGAAGGACCCAAACAGGAGACGUUCACCUUCGCCUUAACUUUGGUUUUCAUCCAGUGUGUGAUCAAUGCUAUGUUUGCCAAGAUCUUGAUCCAGUUUUUUGACACUGCCAGGGUGGAUCGCACUCGGACCUGGCUCUAUGCUGCCUGCUCUGUCUCCUAUGUGGGUGCCAUGGUCUCCAGCAACUCAGCCCUGCAGUUUGUCAACUACCCAACUCAGGUCCUCGGUAAAUCCUGCAAGCCAAUCCCAGUUAUGCUCCUUGGAGUGACCCUCUUAAAGAAGAAGUACCCACUGGCCAAGUACCUGUGUGUACUGCUCAUCGUGGCCGGAGUGGCCCUCUUCAUGUAUAAGCCCAAGAAGGUGGUUGGGAUAGAGGAGCACACCGUCGGCUUUGGAGAGCUCCUUCUGCUCUUGUCUCUGACCCUGGAUGGACUGACAGGUGUUUCCCAGGACCAUAUGCGGGCUCAUUACCAAACAGGUUCCAACCACAUGAUGUUGAACAUCAACCUUUGGUCCACAUUCUUACUCGGUGCUGGGAUCCUGUUUACUGGGGAGCUCUGGGAGUUCUUGAGCUUCGCCGAGAGGUACCCGACCAUCAUCUAUAACAUCCUGCUCUUCGGCCUGACCAGCGCCUUGGGUCAGAGCUUUAUCUUCAUGACAGUCGUGUACUUCGGGCCGCUGACCUGCUCCAUCAUCACCACAACACGGAAGUUCUUCACCAUCUUGGCUUCUGUGAUCCUCUUCGCCAACCCCAUCAGCUCCAUGCAGUGGGUGGGCACCGUGCUGGUUUUCCUGGGUCUCGGUCUUGAUGCCAAGUUUGGGAAAGGAACAAAGAAGACCUCCCACUAGGAAGAGAGAGGCUUCCUCCACUCCAGAAAACUUAAAUUAUUAUCUCCAGCAGUGACAUCUUGGAAAAAUGGACUCAGUCAUGAUAAGGGACUGGGUUCCAGUCUUUUUAUAUAAAAAAUAAUAAUCAAAGGAAGCAAGAUGGAAAAUUCUAAACAAAGCACUUAGGGUUUAACAAGACGUGUUCCUGAUGUCUGGUUUUGCACAGACCAGCACAAAUAAAGAGAAGGAAGGCAAGCCAGAA